Messenger RNA from Archocentrus centrarchus (flier cichlid), 2825 nucleotides. It is a transcript of the gene fam3a, whose product is annotated as FAM3 metabolism regulating signaling molecule A. The transcript has 10 exons. NCBI's taxonomy places the organism in Eukaryota, Metazoa, Chordata, Actinopteri, Cichliformes, Cichlidae. The record is from RefSeq and is a predicted model, not a curated record. Bases 305 to 994 code for a protein of 229 amino acids.
UUGAGGUCCAUAGAAAGGUUCGGGGUUGGCUGUAGGUUAUAUCCGGAAGACAAAUGGGUUAAAUUAAACUAUUUCUUUUUUCUGUGUUCGUUGAAACAGCACACUAGCUUCAGCCCGUCUUCUUACUGAAAGCGUAUUUAUAUUAGGGCCCACUUAAUGAGGAAACAGCGCAAGAAAUGACAAAAAGUCCUGGGUGACGAGAGCAACAGCUCCUCGUUACUCCUGUUCGUUAUCGCCGAGCAAAGGCUACAAGACAAGGCGAGACUCACUUGUUAAAGCAAGCAGGUCUGUGAAACAGUGAAGCAUGAGAUUAACAGUCCCCCUACGAGCUGCGGCUGUGGUGCUGCUGGUGGGUCUCACCUGGCUGCUAGCAAACACCUUAUUUGGAGGAGAGAAUGGUUCAUCAAUGCUACAUUUCUUUAGCGGUACAAGUGAAGAACCAACCCCAGAACCCCGGCCACGAAGAUAUAAAUGUGGACUUUCAGCCCCUUGUCCCCCAAAGCAUCUGGCUUUCCGUCUGGUGUCUGGUGCUGCUAACGUCAUUGGUCCCAAAAUCUGCUUGGAGGACAAGAUGUUAGUGAGCAGUGUGAAGAACAAUGUUGGCAGGGGACUAAACAUAGCCUUGGUGAAUGGGGUGACUGGCGAGCUUUUAAAGACAAAAACCUUUGAUAUGUGGGCAGGAGAUGUUUCGGACUUGUUGAAGUUUCUCCGGCCGCUCCAUGAGGGAACACUUGUGUUUGUGGCCUCCUUUGAUGAUGCAGCUACAAAGCUGAAUGACGAGUCUCGACGACUGUUUGAGGAGCUUGGCAGCACAGCGGUGAAGGAUUUGGCCUUUAGAGACAGCUGGGUGUUUGUUGGAGCCAAGGGCAUUGAAAAUAAGAGUCCCUUUGAGCAGCGUAUGAAAAACAGUAAGAGCAGCAACAAAUAUGAAGGCUGGCCUGAGUCUCUGGAGAUGGAUGGCUGUAUUCCCCUACGGCCACCGCUGGAAGGUUAACUCUGCCCAGUACUCGCUCACAUGGAUGGCAACAAAACCUGGAGUAUCAGCAGCAAAACAGAAUAACUGUCAGAAGGUCCAGGAGCUGCUAAAUGACUGACACCGUUCAAGAUCUGAACCACAAAUAACUUUUUAUUUUCCUUCUGGUGGCAGGGGCAUGAGCUUAGUGCAAAGAUUGUCUUGACAUGAUGGAUUUAAAGUUGCUAGAACCUGCUGUAGGCGAUUUCUGAUUUACGCUUUUGUGAGACACUUUGGAACUGAAGUGAUGGUUUGGAAAAAAAGGACGAUUGCUUUAGGUUGAGUGGAAAUUUCUAAGUCCAAGUCACUGUUUCCUUUAUGAAAAUCUUUUCACCUGAGAAGAGGAAAAGAAGUAUAUAUAAAAAAAAAAAGUUCCAGGCAGCCCUAUACUCACUGUGCAAAUGUAUAGUGCUUUGGGAAUUAUGCAAUUGCUCUGCCUCCCUUCUCAUGUGAAACUGUCAGUGCAUACAGCUUUGAUGAGAGGAUAAAGCCUAAUUAUGCUUUUGGUUACAAAUAAUGAUUGAGUGUGAAUUAUAGGAAGAGCUGUCAAAACUUGUCCUUUUCCAAGUUUUAUGUCAGCAAAUAAGGCUAACGAUGAGGUUAGCUUGUUCUGUGACUUAGGAUUUUUUCUUAGUCACCAAAUGUAUUUCUCUGUGUUUCAGUUAUUUAAAAAGAAAAUCAUUGAUAAUGUUCUUCUGGGAUUAUGGUUUUGAUGGCAGAUGGGGGAAAGAGGAAAACAGAUACAGUAGAGAUAAAAUGCACAAGCUAUAAGGCUGGGUAAAUACACAUACACAAUGUGUAUGAUACUGAUCAGGGAAAAGAAAGUGCUGCUAGCUAGGCUGCAAACUUUGCCAAUUAGUCAAUUCACAGUGCCCUCUGUAAAUACAGAUCCAAAGAGGCAAAAUGUAUGAACAGCUAUAUUUCAGUACAUUUUUUCUGAAGGUUGUUUUGCAAACUUCAUCACUUUCUCACAUUUCCAAUGUGACAUAUUCACUUCAAUCAUCACCCAGUUACAUCCAGCAUUAGAUAACCAAAGUGUAACAAUGGCGAGUGGGUGAAUACAUCUCUUCCAAUGCCAUUGUUGGAAAUGGGUUAAAAAAAAAAAAAAUCUCUCUCCAAGACUGCCUGUAGGUGUUUUUGUGCUUGAGCAACACCACAGGGAAGUGCUUAACACAGAAGCAGAAAAAAAGUAAGCCCUGAGUGGUUUCACACUGGGAAACCUAAUCCAUGUCAGAGUAGAAAAAAAGUCUGAGAAACUCUAGAACGUUAAAGUCCUCAGGACUAUGACUGUGGACAUAUUUUAUAUUUAAUACUUUAAUAUAUUUUCAUGAUGUGUUAUUCAGUAAUGUUAUGCAUAGUACUUAGAUGCCAUUGUUUUCAUAGAAUUUAAUCUAUGGCAAUUGUUGCUCAUCACAUGUUUACAGCUUUUUUUUUUCUAGAUAAAAUCAGCCUUGCUCAUUAUCCUUUUAAUAAAACUAUUUCAUUUUUAAUGCUUGAACAGAAAGCAAAUUAUUUGUGUGGCCUCAUCAUAACGUCCCCACUGGUUCUGAUGUUGUCCCAUGCCUCCAGGUAUUUUUAAACUUAAUGCUUUGCUUAAAGAUUCAGCCUACUUGUGUGUGUUUUUUCUUUUAUCUUUUUUUUAUUUGAAUGUAUUCAUUUGGCUUUUGAAAGUCUAAUGUAAGAAAUAUAAAGAAAUAUUUCAUAUUUAUCACUACAUGAUUAAAGGUCGAUUUUAUCUGCCUUUCUGAGUUAGGUUGUGUGACCAAAGGGUAAUUUUUUUUCUACAAAAGAUUACAGUCUGUGUUUUUAUUGU